CUCAAUCAAAGUCAACCCUCUUUUAUACCUCAUCAAUGGUUAUAUGAAAAUAUUAAUACAAUCAUGCCUUAGAUGUUGAGUAUAAAAUGAGGUGAAGAGGAGGAGGGUUUCACAAAGCGUGGCUAGAAAUGGCAACGGUUCCGAUGGCAAGUUUGAGCAACGGGCAGUUGAUUCCGGUGAUGGGGAUGGGGACAAUGUCGGCAGCGGGACCAGAGGCGACGAGAGCCGCCAUCGUGGAGGCGAUCCGGGCCGGGUAUCGUCAUUUCGACACGUCGUAUUCGUACGGGACGGAGAAACCACUUGGGGAGGGGAUCAGGGAGGCGUUGGAGGCUGGAGUUAUAAAGUCCAGAGACGAGCUGUUCAUUACCUCCAAGCUGUCUUGUGGUUUUGCUGAUCCGCCUGUUGUUGUCGAUGGGAUUAGGGGCAGCCUCAGGAACUUGGGAUUGGAGUAUGUGGACAUGUAUCUGAUCCACAUGCCAUUGAAGCUGAAUCCUCAAGUGCGUCGAAUCCCAGUCGCAAAGGAGGACAUUUUUGCGAUGGAUCUCAAAGGGGUUUGGGAGGGAAUGGAAGAAGGCCAAAGGCUGGGCCUCACCAAAGCCAUCGGCGUCAGCAAUUUCUCUCCCAGAAGGCUUCAAGAACUGCUUUCCUUUGCCCAAAUACCCCCAGUGAUCAAUCAAGUGGAGAUGAGCCCACUUUGGCAUCAGAACAAACUAAGGGAGUUUUGUAAACAGAAAGGCAUUCAUAUAACAGCCUAUUCUCCUCUGGGUGCCGUCGGGACAUUCUGGGGCCAUAAUAAAAUUGUGGAUUCUGAUGUUAUAGCUGAAAUAGCCAAGCUUAAGGGGAAAACGAGUGCUCAGAUUGCAUUGAGAUGGGUUUAUGAGAAAGGGGUGAGCAUAGUGGCAAAGAGCUUCGACAAGGAGAGAAUGAGACAGAACAUUGACAUCUUUGACUGGUCGUUGACCGAGGAGGAAUCGGCUAAGAUCGAUCAACUUCCUCAGCACAAAGCUGUUGUGUUCGCCAAUAUUUAUGGGCCUCAUGACGUGGUACUCGACCUUGACGCAGAGCUUUGAACUAUAUAUUUUCUCCUACCUAAUUUGUACUCAAUCUAU
Molecule: messenger RNA, 1109 nt
Organism: Cucurbita pepo subsp. pepo (vegetable marrow)
Lineage: Eukaryota; Viridiplantae; Streptophyta; Magnoliopsida; Cucurbitales; Cucurbitaceae
Product: D-galacturonate reductase
Molecular function (GO): oxidoreductase activity, acting on the CH-OH group of donors, NAD or NADP as acceptor
Source: RefSeq, a predicted model, not a curated record